GAAGAUUUAUUUAUUUUUUUAACUGAAGAACAGAAAUGAAAAACAAUAAGAGGCCAGAAAAUCCUUAUUACGUAAACUACGGCUUCCAAAACAGAGAGGAGCGGCCUCCAGCGUACGCUCCUCCACCACAGGGGUAUCCGUCUGUACCUCAGUAUGCUCCUCAAACGAUCAACACUCACCACACAGCGACUCCUGGACCUCCACACUCCUCUACUGCUGGCAAAGGGGUUAAAAAGAGUCGAACGAAAUGCAUCGUAGCCACGAUUAUUGCCGUUUUAGUUCUUCUCGCAGUGGCUGCGGUGCUGGUUUGGUAUUUCGUAUGGUACAAGUGUUCCUUUGGAAUGUUGUGUGGUGAGGGCGGCGCGUGUGUCAGCUACUCUCAGUGGUGCGAUGGGAAACGAGACUGUCCUUCAGGGAGGGACGAAGCUCACUGCUUUCGCCUGUACGGGUCAAGUUUCCUCCUGCAAGCUUUCUCACCAAAAGACCAGACAUGGAAGCCCGUUUGCUCUGAGGGAUGGAGUGAUCGUUUUGGGAGAGCAACAUGUCAGCAGAUGGGAUAUGACGGGAAUGAGUAUGUGUCGUCCGGGACAAUUAAUGCAGCUUCAGAUAACAGCUACAUGAAACUAAACUCUGAGAGUUAUACAGCAGGUCCUGUGUAUGAGUAUCUUGCUGACAGUGAGUCAUGCACGGCUUACGGAGCAGUAACACUGAAAUGCAUAGCCUGCGGCACUAUGGUGUCCAGUCCCAGGACUCGUAUCGUCGGCGGUAAUGAGGUAGCAGGAAACGGGGCGUGGCCCUGGCAGGUCAGCCUGCACGCGCGGUCCAGACACGUCUGCGGAGGAUCGAUAAUCACAAAUCGAUGGAUCCUGACGGCUGCUCACUGUGUUGAAGACAUCUCCAGGCCUGAGGAGUGGACCGUGUAUGCUGGCUAUCUCUACCAGUAUGAGAUGACUCCCAGCAGAGGCUACUCAGUGGAACGCAUCAUCUCUCACCAGUAUAACCCCAACACAGACGACAACGACAUCGCCCUGAUGAAACUCACACGGUCACUCCAAUUUAGUGAUAGUGUACGACCUGUGUGUUUGCCGAAUGCGGGUCUGCACUUUGUAGCUCCUCAGACGUGUUACAUUACAGGCUGGGGGGCAGUUAUGUUUGGAGGGAGCGCUACGCAGGAGCUCCGAGAGGCCCGGGUCAACCUCAUCGACAGGACGGUCUGUAACGGUCGGCAGGUCUACAAUGGACUCAUCACCCCAUCAAUGAUCUGUGCUGGCAGACUGCAGGGUGGAGUGGACUCCUGUCAGGGGGACAGUGGAGGACCCCUGGUGACACAGGAAGAUUCGCUGUGGUGGUUGGUGGGUGACACCAGCUGGGGUGACGGCUGUGCGUUCGUGAACAGACCUGGAGUUUACGGGAAUGUAUCCUACUUCCUGGACUGGAUUUACGAACAAAUGCAGAAUUAUUAAUUGGUCCUGCGAAGACGCUGGCUGCCUUUCCAUAAAUUCUCUGUCGAUUUUCAGGGAGCGCUGUCAUGUUAUGAAAGCAUUAAGACCUUAUAUCUGAGGACAAAGUCAAAGUGAAUGAUCAAGUACUUAACUCUUUUGUAUUGUCACUGGGGCACUGUUGUGCCAUUUUUCUCUCUCUCGCUCUCUUUUUUUACUGUUUACUUUAAUACUGUUAUUGAAUCAUUUUUCCAUCAAAUAUUUAUGGGCAAAAAUGAAAUGAAUAAAGUUGAUAUUUUUUAA
Molecule: messenger RNA, 1742 nt
Organism: Chanos chanos (milkfish)
Lineage: Eukaryota; Metazoa; Chordata; Actinopteri; Gonorynchiformes; Chanidae
Gene: tmprss2
Product: transmembrane serine protease 2
Exons: 13
Coding region: 36-1463 (475 amino acids)
Biological process (GO): proteolysis
Cellular component (GO): membrane
Molecular function (GO): serine-type endopeptidase activity; protein binding
Source: RefSeq, a predicted model, not a curated record